Molecule: messenger RNA, 4148 nt
Organism: Mytilus trossulus (common blue mussel)
Lineage: Eukaryota; Metazoa; Mollusca; Bivalvia; Mytilida; Mytilidae
Product: ras-related protein Rab-24-like
Exons: 7
Coding region: 173-802 (209 amino acids)
Cellular component (GO): endosome; Golgi apparatus
Molecular function (GO): GTPase activity; GTP binding
Source: RefSeq, a predicted model, not a curated record
CUAAAACUGAAAGUAGAAGUGGGAAAAAACAAAUCUUUUGUGUUAAAAUAAUAGCCAUAAUAUGAUAUCAUAGUAGCUAUUAGUUUUAAGAUAUGACAGAAUAACUUCCCCAGUUUAGUUUUUAUCGAUUUUGAUAUGUAUUUAAUUGACUAAUUUUAACCAGUUUCCUACAAUGAACAAAAGAAAAGAUGGUGAACUGGACAUCAAAAUUGUUCUGCUUGGAAAAGCUUAUGCAGGAAAAACUUGUCUUGUACAAAGAUAUGUCAACCAAAUGUUUACUGAUACACCUUAUCAGAAUACCAUUGGAGCAGCAUAUGCAUCUGCCAGGGUUAAAGUCAAUGGGAAGACUGUAAUACUGAAUAUUUGGGAUACUGCUGGUUCUGAGAGGUACCAGUCCAUGAGCAGGAUAUAUUAUCGAGGUGCUAAGGCUGCCAUAUUGUGUUUUGAUUUAACUGAUGCUGAAAGUUUUGAUAAAGCCAGAUACUGGUCUGGUGAACUAGAGCGUAAUGAACCUGACUGUUUAAUAUAUUUAUGUGGUACAAAGAAGGAUAUGGUUGACAUAGAACCAGGUUCCAGAGCUACACCAAUUGGUCAAGUACAAUCAUUAGCACGAGAUCUACGUUCUGAAUUAUAUGAAACUUCCAGUACAACAGGAGAAAAAGUCAAUGAAGUGUUUAUGAAGAUUGCUACAGAUUUUGUAGAUAAUCUAAAGAACCUGCCAAUAGAAAAGCCAAGAACCGAUUCAUUCAAAGUAUCCCACCCAACAGAUGGCCAGAGAAGAGGUUGGUGUAGUUCCUGUUGACGCCAAUGCAUAUAGUGCAGUGACUGCCAUGGCUUUGGUUGUGCAGAUGUAUAUUUUUGUUUUGUUUUAAAUGAAUAGAUAUCUUUUGGUAAAAAUGUGCAGUUUGAUUGCUGUCUGAACUAUUGUUUAUUUGUUUUGUUUAUGUUUACUAAAACCUUUAUAGAAGAUUUAUUCUUUAUUUUUAUCUGAAUUAAUGCAGCACCUAUAAUUUCCCUAUUGGUCUAUUUUUAUAUGUUUUUUUAGACAGAAAGUAUAAUGGUACAUGUAUAUGGUAAUCUGUUCAUCUGUCUGUUAAUUUAACAUAACAUUGGUUGCAAUGGAUAACAGGGUUUCCCAGUGAAAUGAUUACCUUUAAUUUCACAUGAAAUAAACUUGAUAAUUUCACUUCUCUGAUUUCAUACAGCAAUAUGUGUUGUCAAGAUGUUGUUGAGGAUGUUGCAUCAUAGGAACUUGUAAAUGCAUAGACAAAGAUAUAGAUCCUUGCAUUUUCUACUUUAUUGAAUAUAAAAGCCUAUUGUAAAUGAAUUAAAAGCAUAACCAAUCAAAGAAUUGAGUUGCUGAACUUACCAGAAACCUUUUUAUAAUCUGUCAGUGGCCUCUAAAGUUUGUGAAGUGUCAUUUGAGUUACAUGCUCUUGCAUUUAGAAAAGUUCUGGAUCCUUGAAACAUAUAUAUUUUUUUGUCAACAAAUUAACAAUUUCAGUGUCUUAGAAGGACAUUUCUAUUUUGACUGAUCUACUUACUCUUUAGAAUUUCAUACAACUGAAAGUCAAAUACAAAAUUAACUAACCAUUGAUGUCUAAAGUUAAAAUGGACAAAUGUUUAACCCAACUGACCGAAAUUGAAGUUGGAUUAUUUUUGUUUGUAGUUUAGAUAUAGAAUUUAUAUUUUUAUAAAGAUUGGUGCCAAACUUUUCAGUUUAAUGCUGUUUAGUUUUUGUUGUCUGCCAAUAUUAAUGCAUAAUUUGUUUAUUCAUAUUUUUAAUGGUAAAAUAUUUAAUACAUAUACAUGUGUUAAUAAAUAUGCAUAAAUUAUGAUGUUUAUUUGUAAUGUAAUGUAUAUGUAUCAGGUUUAUAGAAACAGGUCCAUUGAGAAGGAUUUACUAAUAAUUGUUGACUAUGAUAGUCAAACUGCCAAAAUUUAGCCUCUUGCAGAAGUUUUCUUUUAUAAACCCAAUUUCAGAAAACACAUAUAUGUAUACAGUAUAAAGAAAACACUUAUUGUGACUGGACUCUAUUAAGUGAGGUAUUUUAAGUGGUCUUCUUGAAUAAAGAAACUAUAUCAUAAUCAGAAAAAAUAUAUAAAAAUAAUUGUAAUCAAAUUAAGUAUCAUUCUAUCUAGUCAUUCUGUAUGUAUAAAAGUCUAAAUGUUUUUCUGGAUAUAUGUCUCUUUGGGUUACUUUUCAUGGAGAUAUAUCCUACAUCACUUUAUAUUCAUAUCCAAGUUUAUCUAAGAGGUUUAUAUAAUAUUGAUGAUAGGCUAAUUUUUCAGAAGGGAUCUGUGAUAAAGAGAAAACAGUUUUUGGGCUUUUUUUUCCUAAUACCAAAUUAUUUCUAGCUAAAACAUUUGAUUAUUCCUACCAACAAAACAUUUCAAAUGCUGUACCUUGAGAAAACAUCUUAAAUAUUUGUUUAGUUAUUAUCUCCCCUGGUAUGUGUUAGUAUGCCCUCAAAAAAGUAAGAGAAGGUGAUAGAUUAGAACUAGUAAUCCAGAGAAAUUAGAUACAAAGACUUGUAUUAUUAAUGUACAUCUUUAUUAAUAUAUAUUUACAAAUAGGCAAUACAAAUGGUUGUAAAUGCAAAAGUAUAAAAUAAGUAAAUAAAUAACAGCUUUCAAUAUUGUAGAAAACUCCAAAAAGUGUAAAAUAGCUAGUAAAUCUUGUGGCCUUAUGUUUUACAUGUAAAGUUCUUAUUCUAAAAUUGAUAACACAACAUUAAGAUGUCAAAUUUGAUUGAUUUUCUUAGAAUUCUUUUUUUUUUUAUUUCAUCAAGUCAUUUACAUUUAUGUUCUGUUUCUCUGUUGUUGUUAAAAAACAACAUUUUCUUUCAUUUUCAUUAUUUACAAUUUCUUUCAUUUGAUAAGUAGAAUAAUGGGAUUUAUUGUAUACUUUGAAUUUUUUGUAUUUAGACAGGUUAAUUUCACAUGUAAUACAGUCAAUGAAAAUCAAUUUGUAUCAGCCAGCCAUAUGUGAUGUUAUGGAUAGCACUCACUGUUGCUCAGGAUUGAUUAAACCCCAACAAAAUACCUAGGCAUACAAUACAGUUUUGUUCCCAGUGAUUGUUUACAAAAAAUUGGCAUACAAUCAUUUUACAUAGUUCAUGUCAUGCUGUUCUCAUUACUUUUUUGUUAUUAAAGAUAAACAAAGGGACAUUUAGAGAACAAUGUUUGGUAUUUAAUCUUUAUGUAAUUAAAAUAAAUCAUGUGAAUAAUCUUCCGACAUGAUAAAGCCUAUUGACAGUAUUGUAAUAUUUAAAAAAAGAGGGGUACAUCUACUCAUUUUCAAGCUUAUGUAUAAAAUCCAUUGAUCUUUUCCCAAUGUGUUAUUUUUUGACAUCACAAAAAAAACAUUUUUUGUUAGCAACAAAAAUACCUCCUCCAUAACUGUAUUGUAUGCCCUUUAGUCUAAAAUAUAGUUGUUAGGAUAUGCAUGGCUUUUACAAUAUCAUACACCAUUUUAACCUUCAACCAAAACAAUCCCUCAAGCAGAGUUAUAAAACUGUAUUGGUGUCUUUGGAUGAUAUGGAUGUGAACUUUUUAAAAGUUUAGACUGGAGGGAGGCAUAGAGAUGUCCUUGUAUUAAGUAAUGUAAAAAAUAAACUUACUUCCUCUAAAUUAGAAAUUUCAGAAAAGGAUUUUUAAAAAACUCCCCACUAUUGUUUAUUCAGAUACAGCUUUAAUAAAGUAUAUGCAUUAACCAUUCUUUGAAUUUAAAACCAUGCAUUCAUUCAGAUUUCAGAAGAUUAUUUUAAAUGAACAUUCAAAAGAUAAAAGUGGUUGAUGCUGAAACUUUUCAGUGAUUUUGUAAGGCACCAGAGAAACAGAACAUUCAUUUCAAAUUUCAAAGGUUUUUUUUUUUACAUUUACCUUUUUCUAAGACUACUAUAACACUGUGACAUUCUUUUUUUUCAUAUUUUUAUAUUCUAGUUUCAUGUUAUGUUAUGUUUUUUGUUAUGUUUGAAGAAACCAAUUUAAUUUUUAUAUUGUUUAUAAAUUGUCAGUUUUGAUUACAAUAAUUGAAAUCUAUCCUCAGUUUAUACAUAAUGUGAUUAUUUAAUUUUCUUCAGAGAAUGUUUGAUUUAUUGCAAUCUUUUAAUGUGUCUUGUUUCAAAAUAAAAUUAUCUAUUUAU